Drosophila ananassae is the source of this 1350-nucleotide messenger RNA. RefSeq lists its product as uncharacterized. The transcript is spliced from 2 exons. Lineage: Eukaryota; Metazoa; Arthropoda; Insecta; Diptera; Drosophilidae. The coding region runs from base 108 to 1076 and encodes 322 amino acids. The record is from RefSeq and is a predicted model, not a curated record.
GAUAUCAAAUCAGAAACAGCUGAAGAACCAGCCGGAGAACAAGUCCUUCAAGUCCUUUUUUUUAUUUUUGUUGAGCGACAAUUGUGUUUUGUGAAAUCCGAUUACAAAUGGCUAGAAAAGUGAAUUUGAUAUGCCUCGUUCUCAUCGCCGUGGUGGCCGUGGGCUGGGCUUCGAGUCCCACAACCACACUGCCCACUCCCACGAAAACAACUCAGAGGACGGCCAUGACCUCUGACCCGGAUAAGGAUAUGAAGAGCACCGACAAGCGGGACAAACGGCAAUUGACCUCCAAUGUCGGACAGGGAAACGUAGCCGGAGCUGGUGGCAACUUUCCCAUUUUCUUCGACGGACUGAACGUGCAACAGCCUCUACAGCCCUUGCAACCGCUGCAGCCCCUGCAACCGCUGCCGCCGCUCCAGCAGCUGCAGCCGCUCCAGCCCAUCACCGUGGUGACGCCAGUGGCCUCCAGCUCCAACGCCCAGAGCGGACAGCAGCAGCCCGGUGGCAGCUGGGUGCCCUCCUUCGGCCAGAACCUGCCCAUCAUCGGAACUCUGGUGGGCAGUCUGCCCAACCUGAUCAGUGGCCUGGGACUGGGCUCCUUGAACGGCGGAUUCGGAACCCUGGGUGGCCUCAAUCUGGGCAACCUGGGACUGGGCGCUGUGACUCCGGUGGUGGCGACGCCUGUCCAGGUGCCGGGCAACUCGCAGAGCUCCCAGGGCAGCUGUCCGCUCACCCAGAAGCUCUCCUGCCGCUGCGAGCCGCUCAUCCAGAUCCCGGGACUCAAGCCCACCACGAAUCCCCUGAGAUCCCAGCUGGUGCAGAUUGUGCGACAAAAUGCCCGCAAAAAUGUGGACGGAUCGCAGGAGGUUCGAGUGAUCCUGAGCACUGGCCAGGUGGUCUACCAGCGAACUAGGAAGGAUCUCAGCCAGGAUGGGUACUAUUCGAUGAGGAUUCAGGGAGGAAGGUACUUCACCAUCUACUACAAUGUCAACGACAAGGACUACACGGUGCGGGCCGAUGUGAAGGACACAGCGCCCACCUCUGACUUCGAUGAUGAGCUGAGUGGUCAGCUUUGAAUCAGGUUCUGAGCUCCAAGGACCAACGAGUCUGAGCUCCAAGGACCAACGAGUCUGAGCUCCAAGGACCAACCAGUCGGAGCUCGAAGGACCAAAAAGUCAAUGCUCCAAGUCCAGAUGAUUUAAACUACAAUCGAUUGUGUCCCACAUGCUCUCCACUCCCACUCUCAAUCCCCAUUAUAAUAUUAAUCUUUUUUUUAAUGUAAAAACUUUUUUUUUUUUAGCGAAACAACUACAAACUAGUUGGGAAAGAAAUAAACAACAAUGAAACACA